GAGCGGCUCGGGGCGGCCCGGCUGCGCCCGCGGCUUUUGUGGGUGCGGGCGCGGGGCGGGGCGGCGGCGCGGCGGGGCGAGGGCCGCUUUUGUGGCGGCGCGGUGCGGCCCGUGCCAUUCGCCUCCCGCGGUGCCUCGGCGGAGCCGGGAUCCCUUUGUGCUAAUAGCCCCGUCCUCAUUUGCUGCCUAAUUGGACUCCGCCGAGCCAAUAACGAACGGGCGGGCGCUCGCAGCCUCCCGCCGCGGCGGCGCACGUCGCAGGGGGGCCGGGGCCGCGGCGCUGCGGGCAGGGGCUGCGCGGAGCCUUCUCCUCCCGGCCGCCUCCCCGCCUAAUCCCAUUUGCCAUUGUGCGUGCCCAAUCGCCGCGUGCUCCCCGCGUUUAACUUGGAUGACAUUUUGAUUUCAUCAUUAGCAUCCGGCGCCGGGUUGACGCAGCAGCGAGCGGCGGCGGCAGCGAGGAGCGCGGCUCUCCCUCCGCCUGCCCGCGGCAGCGCCCGGUGCCGCGCGGCUCCCCUCGGCCCCCCGCGCUGCCGCCCCCCCAUGCGAGGGGCCCCCGGCCGGGCCCGCCGCGCUCCCCCGCCGCGCCGCCGCCGCGCCUCUCCCCCGCGCCGCCGGGAGCCGCCACCCGCGGCGGGCAGGAAGCGGGCGGGCAGCGGAGGAUGCCGGAGACCGGGCAGGAGCCGCCCAGCGCCCCGCCGCCGCCGCCCCCUCCCAAGGAGUCCUUCUACAUCAAGAACCUGCUCAACGGAGACCCCCCCAAAGCGGCCCCCAAGCAGCCGAGGGCUCUGUUCGCCCCUUCGGGCAAAGCGGACGGCUCCGGCUUCGCCCUCUCGCAGGUGGGAGAUCUCUCCUUUCCCCGCUUCGAGAUCCCGGCGCCGCGCUUCGCUCUGAGCGCGCACUGCCUGGAGCGAGCCCAGACCUGGUGGUACCCCUACGCGCUGACGCCGGCCGGAGCCCACCUGCCCCGCACCGAAGCCGCGGAGAAAUCCCUCCUGCGGGACUCGUCCCCCGCGUCGGGCACCGACAGGGACUCCCCGGAGCCGCUGCUCCAGGGGGGGGACGCGGAACAGAAGGAGCGGGACCCCAAGAGCCCCGCCGAGAUCGUGCUGGAGGAGAGCGACUCGGAGGAGGGGAAGAAGGAGGGCGGCGCGGAGGACUGGAAGAAGCGGGAGGAGAGCCCCGAGAAGAAGCCGUGCCGCAAGAAGAAGACGCGCACGGUGUUCAGCCGCAGCCAGGUCUUCCAGCUCGAGUCCACCUUCGACAUGAAGCGCUACCUGAGCAGCUCGGAGCGGGCCGGCCUGGCCGCUUCGCUGCACCUCACAGAGACCCAGGUGAAGAUCUGGUUCCAGAACCGCCGCAACAAGUGGAAGCGGCAGCUGGCGGCCGAGCUGGAGGCGGCCAACCUCAGCCACGCGGCCGCGCAGCGCAUCGUGCGCGUCCCCAUCCUCUACCACGAGAACUCGGGCGCGGAGAGCAGCGCGGCGGGAGGCGGCGGCCCCGGCCCGCAGCCUCUGCUCACCUUCCCCCACCCCGUUUAUUACUCCCACCCCGUGGUCACCUCCGUACCGCUCCUGCGGCCCGUCUGAGCCCCGCGCGGAGCGGCGCGGAGCCGCCCCGUUCCUUCGGAGAAAACAACACCAAAACAACAGCGAUGCCAAACAACCACCGGAGCGGGAGGAGGGGCUCCCACGGGCGGGUGGGGGCGGCUCUGCGGGGCCCCGCGGUGAGUCCGGCCCCGACGUGUCCCGGCCCGGG
Molecule: messenger RNA, 1755 nt
Organism: Gallus gallus (chicken)
Lineage: Eukaryota; Metazoa; Chordata; Aves; Galliformes; Phasianidae
Gene: HMX3
Product: H6 family homeobox 3
Exons: 3
Coding region: 660-1586 (308 amino acids)
Biological process (GO): regulation of transcription by RNA polymerase II
Cellular component (GO): nucleus
Molecular function (GO): DNA-binding transcription factor activity, RNA polymerase II-specific; RNA polymerase II transcription regulatory region sequence-specific DNA binding
Source: RefSeq, a predicted model, not a curated record